AUUAUGACUACUUUUCUUUGGCAUCACUUAAUCAAGAACAUUUAUGCCUAGUAUCGCAUAAUUGAAAAGAAAAAUGGAUGAUUACAAGAUCUUGCGCCAACUGGGCUCGGGUUCAUAUGGCUCGGCUCAUCUGGCGGUGCAUGUUCCUUCAGGGACAAAAUGUGUUGUUAAGGAAAUUAAGAUAUCUCACAUGACACCCAAGGAGCUCCAGGAAGCCAGGCGUGAAGUCGAGGUACUCUCAAGUUUGUCCCACAUUUACAUAACUCAAUUUAGAUACUCCUCAGAAGCUAAUGGAAAAUUAUAUAUAGCAAUGGACUAUUGUGGUGGAGGAGACUUGCACACUUUGAUCACCAAGCGCAAUGGAGUUCUUUUCCCAGAGGAUAGAAUACUUGACUGGUUUGUGCAACUCUGUUUAGCUGUUAAGUACAUCCAUGACAGAAGAAUUCUUCACCGUGACAUAAAGUCACAGAACAUAUUUUUAACAGAUGAAGGUAGAGUGAGACUUGGAGAUUUUGGUAUUGCAAAAGUCAUGAAUAGUACAUCAGACCUGGCAAGGACAUGCAUUGGUACUCCAUACUACCUUUCACCAGAAAUGUGUGAAAACAAGCCCUACAAUAAUAAAAGUGAUAUCUGGGCUCUUGGAUGUGUAUUGUAUGAAAUGACAACACUUAAACAUGCUUUUGAAGCCAGUAACAUGAAGGCACUUAUCCUAAAAAUUAUCAAGGGUGUCUAUCAGCCAAUCCCUCCUCGAUACAGCCGUGAUUUACGCAUGCUUCAUACACAGAUUUUCCAGAGAGAACCACAGGCCAGACCAUCCAUUUCAGUAAUUCUUCGUAAACAUUUCAUCCUCAAGAGAGUGCCUCGUUUCAUUUCAGGAUGUGAAGAAGAGGAUUUGAUGGCUUCUCUUAUGAAAAGGAAAAUUUCUCUGCCUGCUUCAGUACGUAGAGUUCCAGUUGUCAAGCGCCCCAAGGAUGUUACUGAUCCAUCAGCAAAGUAUGGAAGUAGUUUGUGCGUGAAUAAGAGGGCUCCAAAUAUUUCACCAGCAAAAACAGGAGGAAAGAAUCCCCCAGUAGUCUCUGGAGCAGUUAGAAAAUACCCUGCAUCUUCCAAUAUGAGGGUAGACAACUUGAAAAGAGGCCAUAGAGUGAAGUGCCCCAGUGAAGACAACAAGCAAUCUCCUGAACAGAAAAGUGUCCAGAAGAGAUCCAAGUCAGUACCCAGAGUCUUCAAGCAGAGCAUACAGAAACCAAGUGUACAGUGUUCUAAGAAAAAGAAACAACCUUCACCUUUAAAGCUUAAGCUUAUGUUAGACAGUGCUGGAUUUAAGAAUAAUGUAGAAAAGAUGAGUACUCUUAGGUCAGGAGGAGAAAGACUUAGUGAAAGUUCAAGGCAGAGUUUACAAAAUUCUUUUGAAAUGUCUACAGCCUCUCAUCCACAACCACAGAAAGAAGAUGGAAUUUCAGAUAUUGUAUCUUCAAAUAUUGCAUUGUCAGGUGAUAAUACAGACUCAGAUAGUGUAGAAGGAGCAGCUGCUAGCAGUGUUGAUGAAGUGCUAAAGAAAAUAAGGAAUGGCAAAAUCUUGACUGAGAAAGAGGUGAAGCAGAAAUUUAGUGUUAGAAGUGACAGCAGCAACCAGGCCUGUGAAGAAAGUUGCAAAGAUAAUGAUGCAUAUAUAAAGGCAGGUGAAGAGAAACAGAAGAAAACACAGAAAGAGGUGAAAGAACUGACUAAUAAAAGCCUUAAGCAACAGAGUGAGCAUGGCAGUGAUGAGGACGAGCAAGAAUUUGCUUUUGAUGUGCCAGCUGAGGAAGUGAGACGCCUUGUGCAGGAAAAAAUGCAGAAAUUGGUACAGGCAAGAGCACAGAAAAUGAAUAAAAUGAUUCGAGAGCGCCGCCAGUGGGCAUAUCAUAGGGAAAAAUUAAUAUCAUCUAUAAAAAGUGAAAGUGAAGACCUUGAAUCAUUAUCAUCUGCUGAUGGUUAUAGACCAUCAAGUGGAAGUGACUUUGACUUGAAUGAACAGCUAAAAACCUUUCAAGAGGACCAUGAUAAAAGUAAGAAGAAUCAGAUGGAUGCAAAUACAGACAGUAAAGAAUCCAAAGGAGAAAAGGAAGAAGAAGCACUAGAAAAACAUGCAUUAGAAACAGAUACUCAAAAUGAGAAAUCUAAAGAACUAAUAAACACAGUUGUUAAAAGAAAAGUAGAACCAGACUGUGAUAAAGAAAAGGAGAUCUCUCUUGAGGACAUUGAAAUUACAGUCAUGAAUGAAAAUACUGGUGAUGAUGCUUCCACAGCUAAGAAGGAAAUGAUAGAGAAUAAACCAGCAGCAGGUCUUGAAAAUGAAAAUAUAGUGCCCAAAAUCAGUCUGCAGCCUGAAGAAAUCAAAAAGACUAUGCCAGAUGACGAACUUCAAGGUGCUAAAAAAGUUACAGAUUCUCAGCAACUAGGUCUCACAUCACCCAAAUCGGGUCAUGGAACACCUACCAGACGUGCAAGAUGGGGCAGCAUCAGGACUGCUGGACUUGAAAAUUCUCCAUUGGAAUCAACUGGCUCUGAAAUGGAAAGCACUUCUUCACAGGACAUGGUUGUGGUGUUUUCAAAAGUCUCAGAACGUAAACAGUGGGAAAAGGGAUGCAAAGAUAUAGUGAAUGUACUUGCAGAAGCUCAGAUUAUUGACAGCCCCAUUUGUCAGAAAGUAAAGAAGAAUGUGGCAGUGAUAUCAAGUACAAAGGAAAAUGCUAAUGUUAAAGAAAAAAUUUGCUUUGAUGAAAGUGAACAAAAUCUAUCUGAAAAGCCAAAUGUAAUGGGUUCUACGUAUACUGUGUGUUUGGAUGCUGCACUAUGUAAAGCUGGAGAUACACCAAAAAGACCAGUGACUGGCUUAAAUGAGAUUCCACAGGUAAUGAAAGAGGGUACUGCAGCAAAUGUGACCAACAAUUUAAACAGUACAUUUACAGUAGAAAAGGAUGAAAGAAAGGUUACAAAUGAUGGGAAUGCAACACUCACUAAAAAUAAUGGUCUGACACCUCAGGCCGUUGAAGCAGACAAAAAGAACUUAAGUGGCACCUAUGUUUUAGAAUGCACUCUUGUUCCAAAGCCAAUUAUUGAUCAUUGUAGUGAAAUUAACGAGAACAUUGAUUGCAAACUAACUGCAGGAGAUAAUGGAUUAAAUAAAGAUGGUACAUAUGAACUAGAAAAGAAGUUAAAACCACUGCCAGUGUCACAGAGUGAAAAAUAUGAAGUGACAAUGCCAGUUGACACAGAAGUAAAUGCUAAACCUUCCGUAGUGCUGCCAAAAGGAGGCACUGGGAAGAAGACAAGAGGUGGACUCUUAGGAAUGCUACGUUCUCACAUGUCACCCAAGCCAAGAAAGAGACUGCUGUCUCAUACCACAAGUGAUUCAAACAUAUCUGAAAGUAGCAGCCAAGGAGAUCUAGAGAAGAAAGCAGUUCCUGCUAAUGCCAAAGGCAGUGUUGAAGAUAAUUCAAGUAAAACUAUGAAACUGAAGACUGGUAUUGUGGGAAUUUUGCGAAGGCUUUCGUCUAAGCAUGAAGACCUCAAAACUCCAAGUAAAGUUAUCUUAGGUAGUACAGUUGUAAUAAGCUCAAAACUUACGAAGGCAGAAGGCAAGGAUAUUGGAGAACAGCAAGAAAUGAAGAAAGAUAAGCCUGAGAUUGUAAUGCAUCUAAACAAACAACAAACACAAAGAGAAGAAUCCCUAGCAGCAACUACAACUACAGAUAGUACAAAGGAGUUGAUUGAGGGAGAUAGUGAUAAAGAUACCAAAGAAAUUGCUGAUAAUGAUGAGCAGCUAUUGACCCCAAAGAAUGUAACUCUAGAUAGUGAUGAAAGCUUUUUCACCACAUUUGCUGAUAGUCCAGAAAGAGAAACCUUUAGCACUCCAAGACAUGACUCAGUUGAAAGGACACAGAACAGAAACAUGAAAGUUCUGUGUCUAAAAGACUUCAAAACUGACUCUGAUGUCAAGGAGUUGACAAAGGAUGUUGAAGCUCUUUCAUGCACUGCCUUAGAAACAAAGGAUGAAGUUAAUUCUGGGAUGAAACUUCUUGAGAGUACAAGUGAUUUUCUUCCUAUUACAAAUCCCAGUGAUGUAUCCUUUGAUAGUGGAGUAGACACACAAAAGACAAGCUUCACUUGUCAAACAGCCAAUAAUAUUGGCAAUGACUCGUCUCCUUUUAACUUAAAUGAUUCCUGUGAAUUUAGCCAGUGCUCUGGUUUCUCAGAAAUUUCCAAAGAAAGACAAAGUAUCUCAAAGGACAUUGAUAAUCAUGAACUUCAAGAGCAGAAGACUUGUGAAAUGGUUGCCAAAAGCAUAAGAGAGGGGGGCAAUGCAAAAAAUAAUGAAAAUGAUAAACCAAUUACCUGUGACACUCAUGAGGAGUCUCAGCAAAGUGCUGCAUGUAUAGCUCAUUCCUUAGUAAAUGAUAUUAUUGAAAUUGCAAGACAGAGGCUUGCACAAACAAAAGAUACAAGGACACUCAUUUCAGAAGAUUGUAGUCUUAUUUCUCAUUCAGUAAGUGACAAAGAUGAAGGUGCUAUGAUGGCCUCCAUUAAGAAUAAAGUUCAGGAAAUAUUAAUGAAGGAAAGUCCAAAACACAUAAGUAUUGUAAAUGAGGAGGCAAAGGAAGUGGGGACUCAACCAGUGCCAGUUUACACAGCCAUCAGGAAAAAUGAAGAGAAAGAACAAAAGGAUACUGAUACAAAUAUUGUUAUCUCACAGGCAAUGAUUCAAGAGGUGGAGUCAACAAUAUUGGAUGUUUUACCACCCAAGAAGAAAGAAAAUGAAGUACCAGUACAUGAAAAGGAAGACAAACAGCCAUAUACUCAUUCUGUUAGGAAAAGGCCAUCAACGCUGCCAAACAUCCGAAGUAUCCCAGAUAUCUCAGACAUUCCCCUUUUUUCAUCUUUCAAUUUUACAAAAGAUGUUGGUGAAGAAAGAAGGCCAAGCCUUAAAAGUUUUAGAAGAACAAGCAAAGAAGUCUGCAAGUGUAGAUGUUGGGGGGAGGAUUUCCAAGCCAAGAGUGAUUUAAACAGACCAGCCCGCCAGUGCUCUCACCAGAAUGAGGAAGCCUUAGAAUGCAGCACUUCAGAUGAAGAAAUGGAAGAUAUGGCAAACCUGCGUGAAUCAAUGGAACUCAUCCUAUCCUCAGGAGAAGAGAGUAAAGAGCUGGGAAAUCCAUUAGCUAUGUUGUCGGUAGCUCAGUCAGAAGUUUGGCAUUUAGAUUCUGAUGGUGCUGUCGUCUCUGGUGGAGGUGGUGUUUACGGGUGGAUUGAGGAGAAACGAGCUAGAUUGGAGGACUUGCUGGGAAUGGAACUUUUCAUGAAAGCAUACCACCACCUGGACUCGGCCCAAGAGCAUGAGGGAUGUGUCGUUGGUGAAUCUAUGAGCCAAGUAGAAGAGAUGCUGGGACCACAAUACGCUUACUUGGCCCAUGAUGUCCUACAACUUGUGAUUGCAGAUGCCGUUUAUCAUAAUUAAUGAAGGAAUUUUGGGCUGUCCAUGCAUGUGCUGUGAGACUUUAUGACUACUAUUUAUUUUUAUUAGCAGUAAGAGCCAGAUGGUAUUCCCAUAGCACAAUCAUUUGCUUGUAUUCUUGCUUUUAAAAAGCAAAAGAAGGCAGCAGUUUGGUAGAUUAAAGAUUAAAGGGUUACGAGGCUGAUAGUUUUAUGUAUGAAAUAUGUACAAUAAGUGAUAUUAUUAUUAUAUUGAUUAUGACAAUGACAUGGUAAUGACAUGCAAUACAUUGUUAUUCUCAUUAUUUUUUUAAUGCACAAGGGAAGAAAAUGCAUCUUAAAGAAUUAAUUUUUGACAUGUAAAUGCCAGAAAAAUAUAUAAAAAACAAACUAAAGAAUGUGGUUGGUUUUACAUUUUUGAUAGUGCUAUAGUCAGAGACAUGAUCUCAGGAAUACAGAUUGACUUUGUCUUUUUAUUUGGAACUUUUGUUAAAUCUUAAUCUUAUUAUUCUGCAGAUGUUCUGCAUGAAGUAACAAAUUACAUAUAUUUAUAUUCUGUUUGUUUUUAAAGAUAGUGACCCAGAUGAUGGUGCAAUUUGUUUACAUUUUGUUAUAAAUAAUAGUCAUGUUUAGUUUCUGUGUUAUCCAUGGAUGAACUUUAGAACAUUAAAUGUAUGAAAAUUUUUCCCAUAUGUAUAUUAUAUUUUGCAUAUAACUCAGGUUAAAUGUUGAUAUUUUGCAUAUCUUAGAUUGAUCUUUACUCCUUGAUUUACAAUAAUUUUUGGAAUGUAGAUUGCAAAUUUUACAUAAUUUUUCAGUUGGAUACACUCUCAGUAGAAAUGCAACUUAAGUUUUAAUUACAAUUAUGUAUGUGUUAUACAUUUUGCUCUUCUUUACUUUUCAUCAUUUUAUUGUUUUAUUGUCUUUUUGCAGAAGUAGGUUAUAGAACACCACCUGUGGUCUUCAUUGAUAUCUGUACCAGCAGAUAGUUUAUAGUUCAAUAUAAUUCAUGGUUCCAUCUAGUCAGUAGUAAAUAUUGUGAUAUAUAUCAAAGUUCUGUGUUG
Penaeus vannamei (Pacific white shrimp) is the source of this 6536-nucleotide messenger RNA. RefSeq lists its product as uncharacterized. The record is from RefSeq and is a predicted model, not a curated record. Gene Ontology annotation, biological process: protein phosphorylation. Lineage: Eukaryota; Metazoa; Arthropoda; Malacostraca; Decapoda; Penaeidae. Gene Ontology annotation, molecular function: protein kinase activity; ATP binding.